Fusarium musae is the source of this 2583-nucleotide messenger RNA. RefSeq lists its product as uncharacterized. Gene Ontology annotation, molecular function: protein binding. Bases 1 to 2583 code for a protein of 860 amino acids. NCBI's taxonomy places the organism in Eukaryota, Fungi, Ascomycota, Sordariomycetes, Hypocreales, Nectriaceae. The record is from RefSeq and is a predicted model, not a curated record. The transcript has 3 exons.
AUGUUUGGAAACACUGCACCGUGGGCAUUCCUGGCAGCGGCCAUAGGUCCAGCGGUCGCACAGUUUGAUGCCUGGCAAGAUGGCCAAAUCAGCACUGAAAUAUGUAUUUGGAAGCAGCCAAGAGGUGAGAACAUCGUUGUUGAUCUCGUCAAAGCUUUGCCUAAUGUCUACUUAGCAAUAAUGAUUCGGGAUAUGGUGUAUCUAGAUGGCGGUGAUAUCAAAUGGACUGCAAAUAUGAACGAUGGCCAAGCGAUCACAGGACUUGACACAGGUAACAAUGAGGGCAUUAUCCUCAACUUCAACCUGAGCACUCCAUUCAAUACAACGACAAAUGUGACGCAGAUUCUUCUCGACAAACCAGCCAUGUCAAAAGCACGAGGCGGCUCAGGAAACAGUAAUGGCGCUGCGCCUAACUUUAUCGACGGCGCUCUUCUUGGUAAUGAUGCUGAAUUCUUCCUUUACGGUGGCGAUCUGUUACGGAACGACGACUUAUAUCAAGCACCCGAUAAGGAUGACGUCUUGGGCUACCAGGCAUACCAGUACGGACCGGACAAGCCGACAUGGAAGCCAGGUUUUGUUGAUGACAAGCUGGACAAAGACGUCACUCGAUACGUCGCGUACGGAGGGGCUGCAAAUGUACCAUCUGAAAACCUUGCGUUCUAUUUCUCUGGCCUGAGAUCACCGACAUACGGAGCUUUCUUCACGAACGAUGCCAAGAACAAGGCCACAAAUGUUUCCAACACACUGAUUACCUUGAACAUGGAGGAGCAGCUCUACGAAACUUGGACCAACACUACGUUGAAAGGGCCCAAGGGACGUGCCAAUGCAGAGGUUGUUUGGGUGCCUGUGGGCAAGAAAGGUAUUCUUGUUGUCCUGGGAGGUGUUGUUUACCCUGAAUGGGCAGGACGGAGUGGCAAAUCUGCAAAUGAGGCAGAGAGUGUAAGUCAUAUCCAAACUUGCAUCGGUAUGGGAAUGAUAUUGACACUGCACGAUGACAAGGAAAAGCAAAGCCCUGAGUUUAUGCAGACAAUCGACAUCUACGACAUAGACAACAAGAAAUGGUAUAAGCAGGAAACCAAGGACGGUCCAGGCGCACGAACUCGAGGAUGUGCUGUCGUUGCUACGGCUUCAGAUCGUUCGAGUUUCAACAUCUUCUAUUAUGGCGGGUUCGAUGGCAUUCAUCCAGUGGACGCUUACAGUGAUGACGUCUGGGCACUCUCGCUGCCAUCCUUCACGUGGAUCAAGAUCAACGAAGGAAAGUCACUUCAUGCUCGCGCCGGACACAAGUGCUUCAUGCCAUACCCUGACCAAAUGCUUGUCUUUGGAGGUUACACGUCUCAAGCCGGAAGUUCGAUUACUUGUCUUGACCAGGGCCCAAUUGUGAACUUCAAUGUCACCAGUGGACAGUGGUUAGAUGGAUAUGAUCCUGAUGAGUACAGUGACUACGGCGUUCACGAAAAGAUUCAUUCUGAAAUCGGAGGCAAUGCCAAAGGUGGUGCAACGGCAACUGCCCCUGUAGAUGGCUGGUCGACGUCUGCCCUUGAAGACAUUUUUAGCACUAAAUACGACACCAAGAAGAUUAAGGAAUACUGGCCUUAUACUAAGGCAGUCUCAACGGGCAGACCUCGACUCGACAGCGGCGACGACAACAACGACAACAAGAGCGGUGGAUCUGGUCUUCCAAACUGGGUUGCACCAGUUCUCGGAGUCGUCCUUGGACUGAUGUUUGUGACCGGUAUUCUUGUUGUAUUCUGCCUCUGGCGCCGUCGCAAGAUCUUCAAGAACAGAUCAAGCGACGAUGGCACUGAAGAUCCAGGCUCGCGUAUCCGUUCAUGGAUCAGGGGCCAGCACAACGAGAAGGCUCCUACAAUCACAACAGACGAGACCCCGACAAGUCCUGGAACCGAAGUUGCCUCAACUGCGAGAUUCGUUGGUUUAUCACCGUCACCGUCUGAUACUCCUGCCUAUCCUGUACCUCCAGCUGAGGUGGCUGAUACCCAAAUCCAUGAGAUGCCUGACACCUCACGACCUCCUGAGCUCCAUGAUACAGGUCUCUCACCUAUCGAUAUUAUCCAAAAGUACUCCCACUUUGCCAAAGACGGCAAACCCCGCUCCAUGUCAAAUCCUUCCAGCAACUCUUACUCGAUAGGAGGGGAACAUGCAAGCACCGUUUCGAGAUCGACAGGACCCCAAGUAUCGCAGCCUGACUCCCCCACAGCAGGUCAUAAUCGCAUGACUUCAGAUGUAUCCGGGGUGACUGAAAGCGACGGGAAACCGACUCGCGUAACAUCUGAUGUUUCAGGCGUCUCUGAGGGCAAUGCCUUGACACUCAGGCAUACGGCCGUUCCCAUAAGUCCAAGGAGCGAUAAUGCAAGCUUGCCUUCGCCGCCACUUCCCUCUCCUCCCGCGGACCCAACACCCAAUUCACCCAUUGGUGAAGGACCAGUAUCCCCUGCACCAGUGUCUCCUCCCAGUGCCAGCGAGGCUCCUGGUCGGGACUAUAUCACAGCCAAGGCAUCAGCAAGCCCCAUCCGGAAGAGCAUGUUUAAGGAAAGCGAUGAGGACAUGGGUCAUUCUAAAUAG